Mus musculus (house mouse) is the source of this 3256-nucleotide messenger RNA. RefSeq names its product cyclin dependent kinase 16 (gene Cdk16). Gene Ontology annotation, molecular function: protein serine/threonine kinase activity; ATP binding; protein kinase activity. The record is from RefSeq and is marked validated. The transcript is spliced from 16 exons. Gene Ontology annotation, cellular component: plasma membrane; synapse; cytosol. Lineage: Eukaryota; Metazoa; Chordata; Mammalia; Rodentia; Muridae. Gene Ontology annotation, biological process: positive regulation of autophagy; regulation of cell cycle; regulation of insulin secretion involved in cellular response to glucose stimulus. Bases 637 to 2022 code for a protein of 461 amino acids.
AUGCGCGGAGCGCGGCGCGCGCGGCUGUUGGGCCGCUGGCUGGGGGGCUCUGGGAUAUGCUGCGUCUCCGCUAGCUGUCUGCUGUGAGUCACGAGCCGCCGUGAACACCCGGAUUCCAGCGGGCGCUUGCGAGCACGGGGGCAUCGCCCGCAGUGGCCAAGCUCAUGGCCGGCUGAGCGGGACGCCGCCGCCGCCUCAGCCGCCGCCGCCGCCGCCGCCUCUUCCUCCUCAGCCGGCGGCGGCCCGGGCCCAGCAGCCAUGGCCGAAGACUACUGGGACGGGCGCCUGCGGCGAACUGGAGGAAAAGGAGGUCGCGCGGCCUCAUCCCGGGCCGCCGCCCCAGGCGCCACCGCGCCGGCCCCGCGGCUCUGAGGUUACUCGCGCGCCCCCUCCGGUCGCCAUGGAUCGGAUGAAGAAGAUCAAACGGCAGCUGUCAAUGACACUCCGAGGGGGCCGAGGCAUAGAUAAGACCAAUGGUGUCCCUGAGCAGAUAGGCCUGGAUGAGAGUGGUGGCGGUGGUGGCAGUGACCUUGGAGAAGCUCCCACCCGUAUUGCCCCUGGGGAGCUUCGCUCUGUUCGGGGCCCACUCAGCUCUGCACCAGGUCUACCUGGGUUUCCCAGUCUGCUCUAGGGGCCAUGUACACAAAUGGAUACGAUGAAGAAAUAUAUUAUAUUGGGGGAAAGAGAGUGUUCUUGACUCCAAAGGCCUGGCCUUUCCCUCUCCCCACCCCAGAGAUUGUGCACGAGGACAUGAAGAUGGGAUCUGAUGGGGAGAGUGACCAGGCUUCAGCCACAUCCUCAGAUGAGGUGCAGUCUCCAGUGAGAGUGCGCAUGCGCAACCACCCCCCACGCAAGAUCUCCACUGAGGACAUCAACAAACGCCUGUCACUACCAGCUGACAUACGGCUGCCUGAGGGCUACCUUGAGAAGCUGACCCUCAAUAGCCCCAUCUUUGAUAAGCCUCUUAGCCGGCGCCUCCGCCGAGUCAGUUUGUCUGAGAUUGGCUUUGGAAAACUGGAGACCUACAUCAAGCUAGACAAGCUGGGUGAGGGUACCUAUGCCACUGUCUACAAAGGCAAAAGCAAGCUCACAGACAACCUUGUAGCACUUAAGGAGAUCAGACUGGAACACGAAGAAGGGGCACCCUGUACUGCUAUCCGGGAAGUAUCCCUGCUUAAGGACCUCAAGCAUGCCAACAUCGUCACACUACAUGACAUUAUCCACACAGAGAAGUCCCUCACACUUGUCUUUGAAUACUUGGACAAGGACCUGAAGCAGUACCUGGAUGACUGUGGAAAUGUCAUCAACAUGCACAAUGUGAAACUGUUCCUGUUCCAGUUGCUCCGUGGCCUGGCCUACUGCCACAGGCAGAAGGUGCUACACCGAGACCUCAAGCCCCAGAACCUACUCAUCAACGAGAGGGGAGAGCUCAAACUGGCAGAUUUUGGCCUGGCUCGUGCCAAGUCAAUUCCUACUAAAACAUACUCCAACGAAGUGGUGACACUGUGGUACCGGCCCCCUGACAUCCUACUUGGGUCCACAGACUACUCUACCCAAAUUGACAUGUGGGGUGUAGGCUGCAUCUUCUAUGAGAUGGCCACCGGCCGGCCCCUCUUCCCAGGCUCCACAGUGGAAGAACAGCUGCACUUCAUCUUCCGCAUUUUGGGAACCCCAACUGAGGAGACAUGGCCAGGUAUCCUGUCCAAUGAGGAGUUUAGAACAUACAACUACCCCAAGUACCGAGCCGAGGCCCUUCUGAGCCAUGCACCCCGACUUGAUAGCGAUGGAGCUGACCUCCUCACCAAGCUGCUGCAGUUUGAGGGUCGCAAUCGGAUCUCUGCUGAGGAUGCCAGGAAACAUCCAUUCUUUCUCAGCUUGGGGGAGCGGAUCCACAAACUUCCUGACACUACUUCCAUAUUUGCACUAAAGGAGGUACAGCUACAAAAGGAGGCCAACAUUCGGUCCACUUCUAUGCCUGACUCAGGCAGGCCAGCUUUCCGUGUGGUGGAUACCGAGUUCUAAGCCAAGUUUUAAGCCACAGACAGACCAAGGCCCCAGCAGGCAGCGGCUGGAGGGAUGCCACACCCCUUACAGGGCAGCCCCCAUCUGCAAUCCUCCCUGCUUGUUGCCUGCUUACCUGCCUGAGCCACACUCCCCUGCCAACUUGUCCCCUGCCACCUGCCCAAACACCAAACCACUGGCCUGGCCUGUCAACCCAACCAUUGGCCUGUCUGCUGGGUGCUAACAAAGCUCUCACCACUACUUUGCUUGAUGUGUCUGUCUCUGUCUUGGUAGUUGCUGGUGAACAGAAUGGCCAUGCCAGGUUUCCACACUAAGGCUAGGCCUUCCCCUCUAAAUCACACUCUCUCCCAGGACCACUACCCCAUGGCCAGCCAGGGAUUUGGAGCUAGCCCAGGCCAGGCUCUUAAUUGACUUUGACUAGAAGGUAGUGAGUGAUGCCUUGGGUCUGAGCAUCCUCUGCCUGCUUGCCACCUGUCCCACUUGCCUCUGUUGUAUGGGCCUUCUUUUUUGUUAGUUUCUUUUAUUGUUUUUUUAUUAUUUUAAAUGAGGUUCUCACUUUUUAAUGCAAUAUCUCUGUAUACAGACUGGUUGGGCGCUACUCCCUGAGUAUGGCCCUCCUACAGUAUUUUGUGCAAUGAAGUCCCACUCCCAGCCUUUGAGAGGUAGGGACCCAGACCCUAUUCAGAUCCUGACCAUCACUAUACCCUGGGAUUGGCUAUGGGAAAGCAUGCCUCAGCCACUCACCUUCCUCCCCUACCUAGUGUCCCCAGCUAUAGGGGGACCUGAGAACUACCAGAGACUGGGAGAUGGACAUGGUGGGGGCUACUUUUUCCCUCCUUUAGUCCCGUAGCCAGGGCCUCUUUCCUUCUCAGGGUCUUCCCCAGCCCAGCUCUGCCUAGCCCUCCUGUCCUGUCCUACUCGGUGCUGUUGAGUAGGGGCUCUGCCAGGAAUUGACCAGCUUAGUGAGGAGCCAUAUAUAAUAUGUGCACAAGCAGGGGGACAUGUGCGAGCUUGUGCCCAAUUGUAACACUCCAGUCCCUAGGAGGGUAAGGCAGGCCAAGGACAGUCUCCUGGAUGUAUGGUUUGCUCCCCUUCCUCCACCUUAAGCCUUGGGACCCUUAAGCGGGGUGGGAGGGCAAGGGAGGGUGCCCUCCUAGUGGGGUUUGGGGGGAUUGGGUUCCUGAAUGCACCAUAAUUGCUGUAUGAAAUAUUAAAAAAAAGUCUAAAGUUCAAA